Messenger RNA from Bombyx mandarina (wild silkworm), 3723 nucleotides. RefSeq lists its product as uncharacterized. The record is from RefSeq and is a predicted model, not a curated record. NCBI's taxonomy places the organism in Eukaryota, Metazoa, Arthropoda, Insecta, Lepidoptera, Bombycidae.
GCGCAAGCGCUUUUUAGUAUCUUUAUCGCUAAUUAAUACUUAUAAAUUGACAAUUUUAGGUUAUAAGUGAAAGAAUGGAGGUAGAUAGUGAGUGGAAAACGGACGAUAAAUCGCCGUUUAAGAAGAUUGUGUUUGACACAGCUCCAAUUAAUUCCAGCAAUGGAUUAGACACAGUGCAAUGUUUUUAUUGUAGCAUCGUUUCGGAAAAAGCGAAUUUUUACGACUGGAUUGGCGAUCAAUCCAUGUCUAAGAAUCACAAGUGUGCGUGUGAACAAGUGAGUGCUGUCAAAAUAUUUAUUCGCAGUGAACUAGAAAGCAUCUCAGAUGGUUCCGUUAAACUCAAUACAAAGUAUGUGCAUUACCUCGCAAAUGCGAACAAGCUCAAACAAGGCAAAGGCCCGCUGUGUGAAUGCUCAGGACCGUUGUUCGUUCAAGUGAUCGCACAAAACGAAUUCAUUAUUCGCGAAAGAAUAAUAUGUACAUACUGCAAGAAGAUGAGCCGCGUUGAAUUCAGAUGCGACACCAUCAAACCUAUGGCAAAAAAGCAAGUCGAGGGACCGUGGACGCCGGCUGCUAGAAUAAGUCAUACAAAAGAGCAAUCCGCAAAAGAUAAUGUUAUGAAAUAUAAUUAAUCUAGAGGCAUUAAAACCGUGGCGUCGCGGGACGCGAACCAAGCAUCACGUGAUAACAUAAUUCCCAACUGGGGUUCACAAAGCGCGGGAAUUCAACCGCAGCCAAAACCAAACCAAGAACACCGACCACGAGUAGAACCGAAGCCGACCGCUAUACUAACAAGUAACAUGUUUUCGCCGCUUGCUUUUGAUGAGGAAGAACGAGAUAGGGAAUCUGACGAUACCGUCUCAGUAUUGAGGGCACCAAGCAACGACGUGUUCAUAAGACACGGGCGGCAUCUAUUGGCGUCUCACCAGCGUAUCUCCCUUUUGACAACACGGGACAAAGCAGUGCUACAAAUGGAUCAAAUAAAAAUUUAACGAAGGAUACAAGAACAAAGCGAUAUCCUCCAUUUAUAUGUGAAUAUGACGCAUGGAUCUCGGAUAAAAACGAGUGGAAGGCGGCUAAUGAAAUUGCUCGAGUGAGUAAUUGUGAAAUACGCGCUAAUCCAAAGAGCAAGAAAAUAACAUUUAUUCCAAAAAGCAAGGAAGCUUAUGAAGCCAUACAGAGACGACUAAAUGAAAACCCAGAAAAAUAUAAUUACUACACAUACGGAUGAAAAGACGAUCAUCGCCCGGCAAAGAAACUAAUAGCUAAAGGGGUCCGCGCCGAAGGUUACACAGAGGAAGAAAUCAAAGCCGAUAUUCUUGCGAGAUAUGGAAUCAAGAUGGAACGGUUAAUUAUUAUGAAAAAUUCAGCGUUGAUUCUCAUCUUCCCAGGUGAAACUGACAUGCGAGUAGCCCGCGAUAUAAAGUUUAUCUUAAGUCAGCGUGCUACAAUCGAGAAAUACAAGGUACGAGACACCGCGGUGACACAAUGCAAGCGGUGCUGGCAAUUUGGUCAUGUGCAAUCUCACUGCCGGCGUCCAGAGCAACCAGACUCUGUUGAGCAACGCGAAGAUGGAGAUGUUUGGCAUGUGUGCUACAACUGUCACGAAAUUGGUCAUACAGCAAGACAGGCAAAGUGCCCGCUAUUCCAGUUAGAAAUAAAAAAACAGAAAAACAGGCGACAGGCUUUCGUCAAUAAUGAAGGACUUACACAAAAGCCCACAAACCGUAUGAUAGAAGCUUCGAAUAUAAAAGCAGCCGCAGCCACACGGGUCGACAGAACCAGCUAUGCAGCAGCAGUAGGUGCCUCAAGUAGCACUAAAACCACACGCAAGCCCCCUGAGAAUGAAUCCAUGGCGAAGGCGUUACCUGACUACUUAAAGAGUUGAUGAAAAGUCUGCAGGCAAAAGGCUAUCCCGCAGAAACAAUUUUGGAUUUUGUAAUUGAGCUUAUCAAUGGAUAAUUUGCCAAAUACGCUCAGAAGAAGAAAACAGUGUGUGAGAAUCGUACACUGUAACAUUCAAGGACUUCGCAACAAACACAUCGAGCUCAAGCAACUGGCAGUCAAACAACGGCCGGAUAUUAUAAUAGUAAACGAGUGUAAAGUAGAUUUUACAAAGUGUAAAUAUAACAUUCCAGGUUUUAACUAAAUUUACGAUACUAGGGCAACUCAUCUUGUCACUGCAAUGUACAUAAAGGAAGGUCUUCGCUGGAAUCUAACGACUGUGAUCCCAGGCGUGGAUGACGUUGAUCGUCGUAUUGAGGGAGUAGCGAUCGGAUUGAGAGAGAUUUAAAUUUGAGAAUGCAACAGCUUGGACAUUCUCAAACACAAGCCGCAGGUGCGCUGGUGCAGCGGGCCAUUGGCAACAGAGAGGCAAAAUUGGUGCAUACUGGCUUACCAUCUCGACCCUGCCAUCAAGGAAACGGAAUACUCGAUAUCGCACUGGUGACACAAGAGGCCAUGGAGUACACUUAUCGAACGAAGCAACUCGAUUCUAUCUCGUCAGAUCACUAUCCGUGGCAAUUGGAAGUUGAUAUAGAGGCGCACGAACAUGUGCUACUGAGGCGAAAGAUGAUCAGCAUUACUGAAACUAAGGAGUCUCGCAUCAAAUUCCAAGAGUUAAUCGAAGCAAAUCUUCCAGUAAUUGUGCCAACCACUGAUGCGGAAGCAGAUUCAUACGUCGAUAACUUGGAAAAUGUACUCACUGCGGCAUUAGAUGAGAUGGCGCCGCUACGAGAGUCAACACGACGGGAGGAAUUGCCAAUAAACAUCCAAUACCUGAUACAACAUCGCAACCGAAGCAAACUAAAGCAAAAAAUGCACCAAGAGGACAUAUUCUCCGUCGGAUAUACAACGCUGCAAAUUUAACUGAAGAAGAAACAAUCAAUACUCUGGUUGACACGGCAAUAGUAAAAGAAGCAAAUGUGGAUGACACUCAUAAAAAUUCUGAGUCCUUCACCCCAUACCAACCGCUGGCCGAGACCGACGUAGACGAGGUAAUACAAGCUCUUCGCCUCUUCAAGAACAAGAAAGCGCCAGGCCCCGAUCAACUAAGGGCUGACGCAAUAAAACUUGCUGGCAUAUUAUACCGCACUGACAAACACAAUAAACUACACUCUACGCACAGGAUAUUAUCCAAGCCGCUGGAAGCUGGGAGACUGUAUCUUCUUACACAAACCAGGCAAAUCACAUACCGAAGCUGCCUCGUAUCGUCCCAUUAUGUUACUUAACAUUAUGGGUAACCUGUGCGAACGAGUUAUGUAUAGCAGACUUCUCUCAGAAGUGAACCGUUUGCAUCUUAUCCCAGAAUACCAGCACGGUUUUACAAAAAAUAAAGGGACUGGUACCCAAAUUUUACGAACUGGUAAGGUUAUCACAGACGCUUUGGCAGAGGGCAACAGUGUAGCGAUGAUUUCUACUGAUCUCAGUAAAGCUUUAGAUUCCAUAAAUCACGCAGGGCUAAGCAAGAAACUGUUUAACGCUGGAAUGGCAAAUAAUGUGAUUAAGUUAAUAGAGAAUUACCUAAAAAAUCGGGAGGCUCGUGGUAAGUACCGAACAAUGUAUGGAAAAAGGCAGCCAGUUCCGCACGGGGUACCACAGGGCCCAAUUUUGGGGCCGAUCCAGGUGCCAGGGCGCUAGAGUGACGGUAGCGCGCAGCGCAGCCUCAACCCCCUUAGGUCACCCCGUGACCAUCACCGAAGGAGACUGCCUCCUCAUAGGGGC